Molecule: messenger RNA, 1463 nt
Organism: Radiomyces spectabilis
Lineage: Eukaryota; Fungi; Mucoromycota; Mucoromycetes; Mucorales; Radiomycetaceae
Product: S-adenosyl-L-methionine-dependent methyltransferase
Exons: 6
Coding region: 215-1027 (270 amino acids)
Molecular function (GO): methyltransferase activity
Source: RefSeq, a predicted model, not a curated record
CACGCUUUGAUGUGACACAGCAAUACGGUCGUUAUAAACACCAUGGUUCCGUUGUACAAUUCACAUCAACUUAUAGUGAUAUCGGAAUAAUGGAUCUCGCCGUAAACGGAUCUCUUUCUUCUUUCUUCGUUUUGUCGAAGCAGGAAAUUGACCCCAUUUUCCUUUUUUCUUUUUUCCCUUUAUUAUCGAAUCCGAAGUUCAACGACCUAUCACUAUGGGAGCCAAAUUUUCCACCAGCAGUAAAAAACGUCAAGCACGACAAAGCAGUAGCCAACGUCAAAACCAGUUCCAGACCAAUUCAGGAUCGUCCGACGGCAGCGUUAUGCGGUUUGGACGAAAGUUUCAUGAUGUCUCCAGUUCAGCGUACUGGUUCCCCAAUGACGAUGAAGAGAUCGAUCGACUGGUUGGCCAACAUUUUGCUUUGAAAACAUUAUUUAGAGGCAAUGUAGUUGAGAAAUGCCGUGAAUCAGUGCCACUAGAACAAGGCGCUUUGGUCCUUGAUGUUGGAUGCGGUCCAGGGACAUGGUUAAUGGAUAUGGCCACAGAGUACCCAUGCAGCAAUUUCAUUGGCGUGGAUAUGUGCGACAUCUUUCCAACGAAUAUCCGACCUUCCAAUGUGAGCUUCCAAGUAGCCAAUGUACUCGAACGGUUACCAUUUCCCGACAAUACAUUUGAUUUCGUCAAUAUGCGGUUAUUUAUCAUUGCUCUGCGAAAGGAACAAUGGCCAACGGUCAUUAAAGAGCUAUAUCGUGUAUUAAAACCCGGUGGAUAUCUACAAUCCGUAGAGUGCGGUAUGUUGGAAAGAGGCAAUGAUUUUAUCGUUUGGGCCGGUCAGGUCUUCAAGGACACCAUCUUCAGUCGUGGUCAAGAACCCCACGUAGCGUCCCAGCUACCCACUCUGCAACAAAAUGCAGGCUUUAUUAUAGAGCAUUACGAGACAAAGGAUAUUUAUUUGGGUAAGCCAAGUGAAGAUACCAUCGACGGGCGUGCUCAACCUUAUUUUUGUUCUCUUCUCUUUCAAAUGUAGGUCGGAGCGACCAUGUUAAUCGAGAGUUUCUAUGGGAUGCGUGCACUAUUUUUAAAACAGCCCAACCAUUUUUGGCUGAACCUUUGGGCAUCGCACCGCAGAACUAUCCGCUCUUUCUAAAGAGACUUUGCCAGGAAUGCCAAAAGCUGCCCGAAGCCAUGUGGUCCUUUAGCGUGUGUAUGGGUCAAAAACCACGUACCUUGUAAAUGCUGCCAUGCCAACUUUAUACCGUGUAUUUUUAAUCUUUUCUGUUCACUUAUCUUCUUCUACUUUCUGCUGAUUUUUCUGCUAUUGUUAUUACUCUUUUAUCAUUUAUCACUUUUUCCUCUGCUGAGCAGAAAACCGCACUUUAACACACUACAUUCCAGAAUCAACUGAUUCUUUCCUUUACGAACAUCCGCGAUACCACAUCCAUGCGAAGCCCCGGAUGAAAAAA